Trichosporon asahii var. asahii CBS 2479 is the source of this 2460-nucleotide messenger RNA. Its product is annotated as siderophore-iron transporter. The record is from RefSeq and is a predicted model, not a curated record. The transcript is spliced from 4 exons. The coding region runs from base 1 to 2460 and encodes 819 amino acids. Gene Ontology annotation, molecular function: transmembrane transporter activity. Gene Ontology annotation, biological process: transmembrane transport. Lineage: Eukaryota; Fungi; Basidiomycota; Tremellomycetes; Trichosporonales; Trichosporonaceae.
AUGAGCGCGGUCAACGAUCUGCUCCAGGCAGGCACGUUGGCGCUCCGCAACCUCGCGGCCUUAGGCGUAUCUAUGGCUACGCGCUUCCAAACCGAUCCUGCAUCCGCAGCGCGGGCCGGCGCCCCUGGAAGCCAGAGUGCAGGAGUGGCAGCGCCGGGGACGAUAUCGGCACCAGCAGCUCAGGGGGAUGAAGAAGCACAACGGUCUUCUGGACUGCCGCCCCAGCCCAAGGAGCCGAAAGUGUGGGAGCAGCGCCAACGGAACAUUGUCUGGUUUUUCAUGUUUCUGAACUGUACCUCUUUCGCUUUCCAGCACACGCUGCUUUGGAGCGGACCUGUAUCGCCUUCUGUCACUUUGAACGAAGGAGAAGAGAAGCGACCUGCGGGGCCAAUCGUCGCGGAUGCGUUCACCGUGCUGUCAUCGCUGCUGCUGGCAUUUGCGUUAGACUAUGUCGGACGCGGCCUCGGAAUGGCUGUGUCUCUCGGAACAGCUACAAUUGGUCUCGCGCUGUUUGCCGCCUCCUACGACUCCCCAAUGCGCAGCGCCGGACAGGUGUUCUACGGCAUGGGUUCUACAGGUGUAAAGGCUAUAACGGACGUGCUGGUCGUCGAGACUGUCCGUCAGGAGAUCGACAUGCCACUCGCCUACGCAUUCAUGGCCUUGCCCCGUGCAAUCGCGCUGUUUUCCGUUCCUACAGUUCGGUACGGUCUUCGUGAACCUGAACGGCAUGUUCUCAUUGCAUUCAGUUGCGUCGUUCCUGCCCUUGGAGCCCCGCUGGUCUGCGUUCUGUGGUAUUACAGAGCACAUCUGGUCCUUCACAAGCCCUUCCGCCACCUGAUGAUGUUCGUCUGGGCGCGCCAUUCGAACCGACCAGCAUUUCUAGCCGGACGAUUCCUACUUGUUGCUACUUUGCUGGUCGUGUUCUUGGUUCUUUGGCUGGUUCAGAUGGACGUUUCCCCCUGGCCGGCGGCCAUCCCUCCUCUUGUUGCCUCCCUCAUCGUCACGGCUCCAUUCUGUGAAUGGGCACGCGUGCAAUGCCAACCUGUAUGGUUUCAUUUCCGAUUUUUCCUCAUUCCAAGCCUCAGUAGGACGCGCGUCCGAGUGCGCUAUAGAUGGCAGCGCAGACAGUGGUUCAAGUUUCGAGGUCUUACCUCAAUGCUCAUGCCCGUGCGCAGAGCGAGAAACUUCUGUCGCGGGCUCGGCCGUGAGGUGGCAUCGUGGAGUUCAGGCUUGAAAGUCAAUCUCCAGCGCUGGCAUCUCGAGUUUGCUGUCUGCGCCUCUUGUUUGACUUGGAAGAUGGCUCACACGUGUUGGAGUACCAAUCUUCAUCCGUAUCUACAAGUGGCGUUCUCGAAGUCGAGCGUUGAAGCACGCUAUCUCAUCUCGAUGUCAACCGCCACCGAGCACUUGGGCAUGCUGCUCGUGGGUCUUUAUGCUGUCUACCGGCCUCAUGAGAUCAAACCUGCAAACCUGAAGUCGGUUCCGCUUUACUGCUUUGGCCUUGUCGUCUUCAUACUGGCGAUCAGUCUCGGUCACAUCCCAAGCCUGUUCGUGGCUAGCCAGGUACUUCUUGCGGUGUCCCGCUCGGCCUUUGAAGUCACUAAGGAGCUGGCCUUGCUCGCAGACUGCCGAUACGAGUGGCCGGACUUUCUGCAUAGGUCACCUACGCUGUUAGCCUACCUGGGUCUGAGCGAGAAGGUUGGCGGCAUGAUCGGUGCCACCAUCUCCGACAUCCUGUGGGCCAAGGCCCUCCACAACCCGCCCAACCGCUACCUCAAUGGCCAGACGAUUCUCAGUGCGGAAAGAGUUCAUCCAAAUCUUGGCCAGCAUCUGGCAACACCUCAGGGGAGUCCCGAAAGAGGCCGCAUUAUCUCCAACUACGACGAAACCCAAGCGAUAGCACUUGCGAUAAGCGGUGCUCUUAUGGCAUUGGCUUUCCUCUGUCUUCGGGGGAUACAGACCUCCAGACAUUUUACAGAGACGCUAAAGAGGAGGGAUUUGUCAGUCGUGGCUUAUAACUCUUUCGUGGAGGAGAUUGUUGAUUUAUUGGACAAGCACCCAGGAAGGCAAAUCUGUGAGGCGCUUAAGGCUCCCAUUCACAGUCAGGACCUGGUCGAAGCCUACGUUCUCGACAUGACCGAAUAUAAGAGUCUCAGGUCCUUGAAGCCCGAGGGUCGCCGCAUGGCUGUGAGCCGUGCAGCUGAAGCAACCUCUCCGAAGAGGUUUACGGACCCAGAUAUCAGGACUCUCGAGGAUUUCGAGCUCCGACAAUCGCUAUAUCUUGCUCUGAAAGACGAGGAGCACUGUCGAAGGAUGCUUGUCGCAUUGGAUGACGAAACUGUUCGUGAGCAGCAUGUUGGCGCACUUUUGUCAUACAGGACGAUAGCCUCGUCGGAGCUAUGUUUCCAAGUCAGAGAAGAUUACGAACUAUGGGCUAAGUGGCACAUGAGGUCUAUGUAG